Aspergillus luchuensis is the source of this 2505-nucleotide messenger RNA. RefSeq names its product protein arginine N-methyltransferase (gene SKB1). The record is from RefSeq and is a predicted model, not a curated record. Gene Ontology annotation, biological process: peptidyl-arginine N-methylation; regulation of DNA-templated transcription. The coding region runs from base 1 to 2505 and encodes 834 amino acids. Gene Ontology annotation, cellular component: cytosol; nucleus. The transcript is spliced from 5 exons. NCBI's taxonomy places the organism in Eukaryota, Fungi, Ascomycota, Eurotiomycetes, Eurotiales, Aspergillaceae.
AUGGACUCUUUCAAUCCAGAAGACAUGGCUCCUAGCUUUUGCAUCGGACAGCAUGAAACCAACCGCAAGAACCCAAUCACGGCUGCAAUUGUACAGGCAGCCCAUGAAAGCAAUUAUGACAUGCUUACGGCACCAAUCACUACGGAGGCCUUCCAUUCUCGCAUCCUCACCCUGUUAGGUUCCAAACCAAAUGCCCCUUUGACUCCGGCUGCCAAUGGGACUUUGAUGACGACCGAUAAUAUGCGCCCCAUCUUUAUUCCUCCCUUAACUCCCGCGGAUAGCCACUUGACCCCGGAUGAGACGAUGUCGCAGAUAGUUGGAGUCACCAGCGGUUGGAUCGAUCUAUGCUCCCCGGAUCCCCUGAUUGCAGACAUCUCGCGUCAGGUGUUCAUGCGAGAGGUCGCGUAUGCAGCUUUCUGUGGCCUUGGGUACCUCUUGAUUCCCGGCCCGAAACUGCACCAUGGAGAGAUCCAUGCAGAAGGCGUGAGCUACUAUGCGAGAGCGAUACAGGAUGCUAUCAACCUCGCUCCUUACAUACAGUUUCACAUUUGGAUGCCUAUGGUUGAUAACCCAGACUUGGAAGUAGAUGGAAUAGCCAAUCUGUCUCGCCUUGCCCGUCAGGAGUUCCUUGGAGAACCGCUCACAGGGCAGCCAUUGCGAGUGGAUCCUUUUGGCACUUGGGAUGCUUGGGACAUGAUACGGAGAACUUGUAAAUACCACUCCAGGCUUGUCGUAGCACUUUCAAUGCCUAAGCACCUCCCUCCCAUGUCCGUGCAGUCUCGCUGGUAUUCCGAGCCUGUUCAUAUGCUCACAUUUGAUGCCAACACGUUCAUCAAGAACCAGAAGGGUUAUCCCGUACUGUCUAAGACGCACCAGGCGCUCAUCGGUCGGUUCAUGCGCUUACGGACAUCCCCAUGGAUCCUUCUCUGCGAUGUUGGCCCAAUCCCGGGCGUAGAUGAGCAAGAAACUACAGGAACCAAACUCCCCGCUCUGUCCGGCUCUGAUUAUCCUAGUCUCACUCAGGCCGCGGUAUCCAACAAGAAGCAUUAUGACCCGACCCCUCAUCUUUCCUACCUCAGAAAUCUACAGCAACGCCAGCCUUCUAGGAGCGCCAUGGAGAGGUUUGGAGUUGGAUACCAAGACUAUCUUCAGGCGCCUUUGCAGCCGUUGACUGUCAACCUGGAAAGCAUUACUUACGAGGUAUUCGAGAAAGAUCCUAUCAAAUACAAAUGGUAUGAGCGCGCUGUCGCCAAAGCUCUUACCGACUGGGCAAGUGAAGGGAAGCCAACUUCGAACCCCGACGGCAGAGUGGUUGUGGCCGUGGUUGGUGCGGGUCGAGGACCGCUCGUGUCGCGGGCGCUCCAAGCCAGUGUCGAGACUGGGGUCAAGAUUGACCUCUGGGCAGUUGAGAAGAACACCAACGCUUUCGUCCUUCUCCAACGCCACAAUGAGCAGAAAUGGGGUGGACAAGUCAAGCUUGUGCAGUCGGACAUGCGAGCCUGGAAAGGCCCGCAGAUUGAGAAGCAGGGUCACUCGGGAGCACAAACAGGACCGGAAUCGGCACAGACGUCCGAAUCAGCAGCCGCGCCCCCCGUCACCGAGCUCGUUCCCACUACGAUCGACAUUCUGAUCUCAGAGCUGCUGGGCUCGUUCGGCGACAACGAGCUUUCGCCAGAAUGCCUUGACGGCGUUACGCACUUACUCAAUCCUGUUCACGGUAUCUCCAUUCCGGCUUCCUACACGGCUCACCUUACGCCCAUCGCGGCGCCGAAGCUCCACGCCGAUGUCAUGAAUCAAUCCGUCUCUAACCCAGCAGCGCCGGAGACGCCGUAUGUGGUCAUGUUACACGCGAUCGACUUUCUCUCCACGAAUCAGCCCUCUGCAUCUACACUAAUGAACUCCAGUCAUGGGGGCGCCAAAUAUAGUGCCCGAGACUCAAUCUCCACGCUACCGGGUUCUGGAGAAGCGCCGAUCCCAUUCGUGCAGACGACCUGGUCGUUUGAGCAUCCCAACCGGCAUAUCCCCCCUCAAUUGCCGACCACGUCAACGAUCUCCAAUUCGCAUAACGUGCGCCGGACUCGUCUGUCAUUCCCAGUCUACAACCGCGGAGUGUGCCAUGGCCUGGCGGGGUACUUUGAGACGGUGCUAUACCGCGACAUCGAGCUGUCCACCAACCCCGUCACAAUGGACACCAAGAGUGCCGACAUGAUCAGUUGGUUCCCGAUCUACUUCCCAUUGAAGACCCCUCUGAAUGUGCCCGACAAUGGCGAAGUGGUGGUGACCAUGUACCGACAGACCGACGACCGCAAGGUAUGGUAUGAGUGGAUGGUGGAAGUAUUCGCCGUGGAAGGCAACGAAGAGGAAGUGGUGAUGAGUGGGGGCAAAGGCACAUCUCCAGCGGCUGGCAAUCUGCAGCGACAGCCCCAGAGAUCACGUGGCGGGCGACGUGUCCGGGUUGGGACGAGCGAACUGCACUCCAGCAUCAAGGAGGGUUGCCUCAUGUGA